AUGCCCCCACCACACCUCCACCCGCGCUCGCGCAUGACCUCCUCCCUCUUCGCCACCACCGUCCUCGCCAGCUUCCUCGUCGUCGCCCUGCCGCACAUCCUGCCCUGUCCCGCGCCGCGCCGCGCGUAUGCCGACGGCGGCGACAUGGCUAUGCAAGAACAACAGCAAGAAAACACUAGGGUGGUGAGGCGGGCAUCCCUUUACAUCAAACGACUCCUCCAAGACCACGUCAUGAACGGCCGGCUCACGGUACCGAGGAUAUCCGACGAAGGAUAA
Chaetomium fimeti is the source of this 276-nucleotide messenger RNA. RefSeq lists its product as uncharacterized. NCBI's taxonomy places the organism in Eukaryota, Fungi, Ascomycota, Sordariomycetes, Sordariales, Chaetomiaceae. Gene Ontology annotation, cellular component: mitochondrial matrix. The record is from RefSeq and is a predicted model, not a curated record. Gene Ontology annotation, biological process: mitochondrial respiratory chain complex IV assembly. The transcript is spliced from 2 exons. The coding region runs from base 1 to 276 and encodes 91 amino acids.